This is a messenger RNA of Dentiscutata erythropus, 958 nucleotides long. Lineage: Eukaryota; Fungi; Glomeromycota; Glomeromycetes; Diversisporales; Gigasporaceae. The record is from the annotation of a GenBank genome assembly.
AUGAGUUCUCUCUUAAAAUUAGUACAGAAAGGAGAUUUAAAUUCACUACGUACCUACUUUGCCACUCUUUCACUCGAAGACUCGCGUAAAUUAAUAAAUUCACCUGACAUUCAUAAUGAUACUUUAAUCCAUUUUGCUGCACGUUUUCAUAAACUUGAUGUAUUAUUUUUUCUUGUGCAAGAUAUGGGUGGCAAUGCCAUGGCUGUGAAUGAACAUGGACGCCAACCGUUACAUGAGGCGAUUGACAGUUUAGAAUGUGUAAAAUAUUUAUGUGAACAAAAUGUAGAUGUCAACUGUAUGAAACGUGGUGAUUGGACACCUGUAAUGAUCGCAGCAAUGAAAGGUAGACUUGAUAUUAUAAAAGUUCUUGUCGAUCAUGGUGCAAAUGUAAACUUUCAGAAUAAAGACGGUUGGAAUAGCCUUCAUUUUGCUGCAAAAGAAGGUCAUCUUGAUAUUGUAAUAUUUUUACACUCAAUUUCUCCUUCUCAAUGUUUAAUACCAAGUAAAUCUGGUCGUUUACCAAUUCAUACUGCUGCAUUAUGUAACCAUCCCAACAUAGUUUUUUAUUUACUCUCUUCAAUCUCAUCACAAAAAAAUCUGCACUAUUUAUUAUCAUCUGUGGAUAACAGUGGAACUUCUUUAUUACAAAACGCUGUAGUCUCUGGCAAUGUUCAGAUGGUUAAAAAAUUAAUUCAAGAAUAUUGCUGCUCCAUAACACAUAAAGACAAAUUAGGAAGACAAGCAAUACAUAAUGCUUCAAUGAUUGGUGAUCUAGAUAUGAUUAAAGUAUUAGUUGAUGCUGGAUGUAAUGUGAACGAAAAAGAUGAAUGGGAUGGUUGGACUCCUUUGCAUCAUGCUUGUAAAGAAGGACAUGUAAAUGUCGUAAAGUAUUUUGUGAAUGAAUGUAAUGUGGAUGUGGACCUCAAAGAUAAACAUUCGAGAUGUGCUUUGGAGAUUG